AUGAGUUCAAACUCUAUUUUACUUGAUAAGAAUUUUGUGCCCAAGCUAUCAAAUUUUGGAGGGGUAAAAAAAUCUAGUCCUGAAGGGAUGAUGUUCAUUGAUUCAAAUGACAUUGACUCAAGCAAUAGCUCUUUUGUAGACAAUGGUGUUUGGGAGUUGGGUUUUGUUAAAAAGGAUGUGUAUGACUUUGGAAUUCUGCUUCUUGAGCUAAUUAUAGUGAAGGAACCCAUUCAAAUCAACAAUUUUUCGAACAAUUUGAAUGGGAGUUUGGUUGAUUGGAUUACUCAUCUUUUGAGUAAUUUUUCCGAUCUUUACAGUGUCAUUGAUAAAUCUCUGAUUGGUCGAGGAUUUGAUGGUGAAAUCAUUCAAUUUCCUAGAAUUGCAUGUACCUGUCUUAACUUCUUUCGUAGUCAAAAGCCAACAAUGUUUGAAUUGUACAAUACAAUAAGUACUCUUGAAGAGAGAUAUGGCAUCACAAAUGACUCUGAGUUAUUAAGGUACACAGAAAUUGCUACUGCAAGUGUCUCAAAUGAAAUAGUUCAGGUAGAAAUUACAUAG
Quercus lobata is the source of this 558-nucleotide messenger RNA. Its product is annotated as probably inactive leucine-rich repeat receptor-like protein kinase At5g48380. NCBI's taxonomy places the organism in Eukaryota, Viridiplantae, Streptophyta, Magnoliopsida, Fagales, Fagaceae. The coding region runs from base 1 to 558 and encodes 185 amino acids. The record is from RefSeq and is a predicted model, not a curated record. The transcript has a single exon.